Molecule: messenger RNA, 1267 nt
Organism: Camelina sativa (false flax)
Lineage: Eukaryota; Viridiplantae; Streptophyta; Magnoliopsida; Brassicales; Brassicaceae
Source: RefSeq, a predicted model, not a curated record
AAGGAGAAGAUUCGUGAGUGACUCAUCAUCUCUGUCUCUGUCGCUGUUUCCUUCUUCUCUUCUUCUUCUUCUUCUCCUUUUCCAAAACUCUUUAAUAUCUUUGUUACUUCCAUUAUUAUAUUUUUUUCUGUUUUUUUUUUUUUUUCUUUUAUUAUCUUCAUCGCUUAAAGGUUCAACUUCGAUCUCAACAUCACAAGAGUAGGAGCUGAAGAAAACAGAACCAAGCUAGUUAGGCUAGACCAGCAAGUAAAUUAUUGCUGGCUAGCAAAAGAAGAGUUUUUGUUUAGUGGGUUUUUGAUAUAUUGAAUCACUCCCUAUGAGCCCUCAAAGCGUAUCGAAGACGAGCAAAGCCCUUGAGGGUCUCCAUGGGGUUCGUGUUGUGUCUCAUUCUCCUUUUGGAUUUGAGAGUAUCGGUCAAGUCUCUAGCUUUGAGUCCGCUGAUGCAGGAACAAAGCAGAGGCUAUUCAUUGAACGUGUCUGGCAACAAAGACCUCCAUGCUUAAGACCCAUACAUUGUUGCAUCCACGGUGAUCGGAGUAUCUUAGAAACAGCUGCUAAUGUGAUCACAUCGAUCCCUUUCAUUUUCCUCGGUAUGCAAACACCGAGGAAAAACCUGAACAUGAAGGUGUAUGCAAACUCCUUAAUCGGAGUUGGAAUCGCAUCGAGUUUGUAUCAUUCUUCAAGAGGGAAGUUGAGGAAGUAUCUUAGAUGGGCUGAUUACACAAUGAUAGCUACAGCGACAGUAUGUCUAACGAGGGCUCUUAGAGAAGAGAAUCCAAAGUUCUUGAUGGCUGCAUCAGCUUUGGCUCUACCGUUCCAGCCUCUCGUGGUAUCAGCUGUUCACACUGGAAUGAUGGAGGUAGCAUUUGCGAAACGAGCCUUAGAGGAUCCAGAUUUGAAAAUGGCUUAUGAUGUACACAAGAUGUCUUCGUUGUUGGGCGGAGCAUUGUUCAUAGCUGAUGAUCUUUUCCCUGACACACCAUUCAUUCACGCCGGUUGGCAUCUCGCUGCAGCCAUUGGCGUUGGAACUUGCAACAAGCUUCUUCAGUAGUCCACAUGUAGCAAAUAUAUUAUUUGAGUGAUUGUGGAACUGCCAUAUUCUUGGUUCAGAGACACCACUCUUUAUAUGUGGUUUCACUGAGCUCCUAAAUCAGCCGACAUAACUAGUAAUUAUUGUAGUCAUCUCUAUCUUUAAAACUGUAAGGAAUCGAAACAAGUCACCUGUUGUAAUUUUAGGACAAAACACAAAACACUUUGUUUUUUCCCU